Molecule: messenger RNA, 2764 nt
Organism: Athalia rosae (coleseed sawfly)
Lineage: Eukaryota; Metazoa; Arthropoda; Insecta; Hymenoptera; Athaliidae
Exons: 3
Coding region: 763-1569 (268 amino acids)
Source: RefSeq, a predicted model, not a curated record
UUUAUUAUAAGACGUUUUCUAAUAUCCGAAAGAUGUUCCGAUUGGUAAGGAUUUUUUGUACGUUACGAAUAUCGAUCUCUGCCCGAUCUCUUCCCUGCAGCGAAUCGAGCACGUGCGAUCGUUCCGAUAUCGUUUCGAUAGCCGCGUUUAAUUAAUGAAAUUCCGUCAAUAAAAUUCCUCGUACGAUUUUCCAACACUAAAAAGAGUUCGGGCGCGUAACAGAGGGGCGGGAACGUCCGUGUGUAUUCCGUACGCUCUUCUGCCUUGCUUAUUCAGGGCGCACAAAAUGAUCCACGAUCCACGACACAAAAACGCGAUGACCUGCGCGCAAGAUCUGCGCAAACGCGAUUUUACACCUCCGGGUCUGUUGUAACUUUCAAAAUUCGAACGCUCAGUUACGCCGAUCGACGGUCUUAAGACGUCGUGUACUCGCAAUAGUACGCGAUCAUCGCUCCACGAUGCGUCGGAAUAUUUCUAAAAUUUUCUCACUGCUUUACUGAACCUCGAAGAGACAAGAGUCGAUUGCUCUCGGUUGUUUGGUUUAUUUUGUUGGAUUUUUUUUCGAUCGGAAUAUUUUCAAAAAUCUAUGACACUUUUUAUCGGUACACGUCAACGAAAAACUAACCGGGUGCAUAGGAGUCGGGAGAACCACCGCGGUUUUUUGGAAAGAAAAAUUUUUUUUUUCAUUUCUGAAAUCGGUCGAUCGGUCGAAUCGAACUGAUUGAAUAUAACGGAUCGAAGAAUAAAAUAAAAAUAGUUACGAUGAACCGAUCGUUGAGCGUCGCGAUUUUUUUCAUCGUAAUCGGCGUUUCUCGCGUUUUCGCCGACGAUAUUUCUGGCAACAAAACGUCUUCGAUACCGGAAGAAAAGGACGACGAUGCGACCAACGGUCAGAACAACCUUGCAUCGAGUAACGUAACGGUCUCGGAGACGGAGAUGGAAAUGGACAAAAUAAUAAUGACCGCCGUCGAUUUACUCGGUCAAGAUGGUGCGGACGAAGAGGUUUUUGAGGGAAGAACCGUGGCCGUAAAUCGUUUGCAAUUCAUGUUACUACCUCUGAUGUACAAGAUGGGAGUGAUGACGACUCUUUUGGUCAUACUGGUGAUAACGUCGAUGAAAUCGAUGCUUAUCGGUGUGGUGUUGCUGGUGGCGAAGUUGGCGAGUUUCCUAGCUAAAUUCCACCACCAUCCGCACAUGGAGAAGCAUCAUCACGUCGAACCCCAUUGGGCCCCUCCACCCCCGAUUUAUUGGCCGCAACCGCAACCGCAUCCGCAUCCUCCACCGCAACCCGUUCACGUUCACAUGCACCACGAGGAACACGAUGACGAUAUCCACGAUCAUUACGAUCAUCACGAUCACCACGAUCACCAGGAGCACCACUACGAAGACCACGGUCACGAUCAUCACCACGACGGCUACGACCGUAGGGAUCACAAGAUCAGAAAUCGAAUCUCUUCGAGUUUGUCCUCUCCUAACAAUAAGUGGAAGGACGAGGAGGCGUACAAUCCGAUCGCAGUUAUGUUGGAGAAUGGCCAGUUUGUUAUAAACAAGGGAUAUCCUACGUCGUAAUGUUAUUCAUUUAAAAAAAAAACAUCAGUAUCGUGCAGGGAUAGUUUUUCCGUUACUACCAUCAUCGUUACUCGCUUGAUGCUUUUUCGAUUGAGAAAAAAAAAACGCAUUCAGGCGAGGAAUAUAUAUUCAAUUAGUUUGAACGGUUGCAGGCACACGUGAUACGAAACACCAGAGAUUGAAUCGUCUGAGCAUUUUUUAUGGUGUUUGAAAACGGACAUUUUUAAUGUAAUAUUAGAAUUUUCUCGUUAUCGUGUGUCCCGCAACGGUUUGACAGUGUGAUAAAAAGUGGGGUAAUGUUUUUUGUUAUCUGUUUUGUCUGCUGGUUUCUUUUCUUAUCGAUGGUGUAGCAAAAUUGAUCGAGCUCUUCGAGUCUGUCCAAUUAAGAAACAUGAUUCGUAGUUUCAUUGAAUAACGUUUUUCAGUUGCAUAAAAUUUUGAGAAACAACAUAUUUUAAAUGCAAUCAAGUUUUAGUGAAAUUUACAAAAACUAUUGAUUAAUCUAUCAAUUGGUUUAUUUAUUUAUUCAUUCGCUUAUUUAUUUAUUUAUUUAUUUAUUUAUCUAUUUAACUUAUACGUACCAAGAAGGAUCUGUAGAAUCUUUGAUUCACAUUGUUAUUAUUUUCUAAUCAAAAUUUUGAGAAACUUGAAUGCUUUCGAUACUGGAUAUGGAAGUGAUUUCGUUACUUUCGAAGUAUUUAGAUAUAUUAAGUGUUGUUGUUACAUGAUUUUAAUCGGAAUGGUGGUCAGUGAAGGAAAAAUGUCCGAUAUUAAUAGUAAUAUAGGAAUUUUGUACAUAUCUGUACAUAAUUGAAACAUUAUCCGAACGCACGAAAAAUAUUGCUACCAUGCCAAAACGAUAGUUGCAAUAAUUGUACUCUUAUGUUUGUCAUUCAUCACGAUGAUUAUAUUUGUUUGUCAUGUGUAUGUUAUAAUUUUCUUUUUACUAAUCGAAUCGCGAAUUGAGUAUUUGUAUUUUCUAUUGUCCAAGAUUCGUAAAGAAUAUGUGAAUUCUCUAAGUUCAAUUUUGAUGAAGAUUUGUAAUACUAAUGUAUAAUGAGCUUUCUUCAUCUAAUCCAGCAAAGAAAUUGUAAUGUUUUUAUAGCUUCCAGUCGCUGUUCAAUUUUGUAAUCCAAUACUUCUUUGCAGAACUCAAAAUACAAAGCUCCAAGCGCCGAAUAAUGUACGGGUGAAG